Messenger RNA from Ochotona curzoniae (black-lipped pika), 557 nucleotides. RefSeq names its product ribosomal protein L23 (gene RPL23). The record is from RefSeq and is a predicted model, not a curated record. Gene Ontology annotation, biological process: translation. Gene Ontology annotation, cellular component: cytosolic large ribosomal subunit; ribosome. The transcript has 5 exons. Lineage: Eukaryota; Metazoa; Chordata; Mammalia; Lagomorpha; Ochotonidae. Gene Ontology annotation, molecular function: large ribosomal subunit rRNA binding; structural constituent of ribosome. Bases 81 to 503 code for a protein of 140 amino acids.
CGGAAGUGGGCGGGGCAUCAAAGUUCAAAUCCCAGCGUCCUUUGCGCCGUUUCCCUUUCCGUCUCUUUCCGGCAUCCAAGAUGUCGAAGCGAGGACGUGGCGGGUCCUCCGGCGCCAAAUUCCGCAUUUCCCUGGGUCUCCCCGUGGGUGCCGUCAUCAACUGUGCGGACAACACAGGAGCCAAAAACCUCUACAUCAUCUCCGUGAAGGGGAUCAAGGGACGACUGAACAGGCUCCCUGCCGCCGGCGUCGGGGACAUGGUGAUGGCCACAGUCAAGAAGGGCAAGCCAGAGCUGCGGAAGAAGGUGCAUCCUGCAGUGGUAAUUCGACAACGAAAGUCAUAUAGAAGAAAAGAUGGUGUGUUUCUUUAUUUUGAAGAUAAUGCAGGAGUCAUAGUAAACAAUAAAGGCGAGAUGAAAGGUUCUGCCAUCACUGGACCAGUUGCAAAGGAGUGUGCAGACUUGUGGCCCAGGAUUGCAUCCAACGCAGGCAGCAUUGCCUAGUUGUUCAGUGUAUUUGUAUAAAAAAGAUAACCAAUUAAAAAUUAUUUGCGCCCA